Microplitis mediator is the source of this 1645-nucleotide messenger RNA. RefSeq lists its product as uncharacterized. The record is from RefSeq and is a predicted model, not a curated record. The transcript is spliced from 4 exons. The coding region runs from base 83 to 1231 and encodes 382 amino acids. NCBI's taxonomy places the organism in Eukaryota, Metazoa, Arthropoda, Insecta, Hymenoptera, Braconidae.
GAAAACAUCUUCGGUGUCAUCAAGUGCAUCUUAGUAAUAGCAAUAAUAAUAAAUUCAUUUUUUUUUUUUUUUUUUUUUUUAAAUGGCACCAAAAUUUAGUAUUAUUAUUUUUGUAAUUGCCUCAAUUAGUUUUAAAACUGUUAUUGCGACAUUUGGUAAUGAACAUGUACACAUAAGAAUACAUCUACCAGAAAAACAUGAUGAUAGUCACGGUGGUCAUGUUGAUCAUGGACCACCAGCUGGAGGUGAUCAUAUUGAAAUAACUAGUCCAGGAUUUGGUAGCGGUGGUGGUCACGGUGGUGGCAAUGGAGGAGGAUAUGGUGGUGGUCACGGUGGUGGUCACGGUGGCGGCAAUGGAGGAGGAUAUGGUGGUGGUCACGGUGGCGGCAAUGGAGGAGGAUAUGGUGGUGGUCACGGUGGUGGUCACGGUGGCGGCAUUGGAGGAGGAUAUGGUGGUGGUCAAGGUGGUGGCCAUGGAGGAGGAUAUGGUAGUGAUCAUGGUGGUGGCAAUGGAGGAGGAUAUGGUGGUGGUCAUGGUGGUGGUCAUGAUGGUGGCAAUGGAGGAGGGUAUGGUGGUGGUCAUAGUGGUGAUUAUGGCGGUGGUAACGGAGGAGGGUAUGGAAGUGGGUUUGGGGGAGGACAUGACUUUGGAGGAUCAGGAAGCGACUCAUUUGGAGGUCAUGGAAGUUUUGGAAGUAAUUACAGCCCACCAUCACAGAGUUACGGUCCACCUUCUCAAAGCUAUGGAUCACCUCCUUCUCAAAGUUAUGGGUCACCUCCAUCACAAAGUUAUGGAACACCUUCUCAAAGUUAUGGAUCACCUCCAUCUCAAAGUUAUGGAUCACCUCCAUCUCAAAGUUAUGGAACACCUUCUCAAAGUUAUGGAUCACCUCCAUCUACCAGUUAUGGAGUACCUUCUUUAGGAUUUGGUAGCAGUGGCCACGGAAGUUCAGGAGGUAAUGGAGGUCAUGGAGGAUUUUCAGCAAGUUUUGGAGGAGGUUCUUCAAGUUAUUCCGGAGGUAAUGGUGGUUUCGGUGAUUACUCCUCCGGUGGUCACGGGGGUCACGGUGGUCACGGAGGUCACGGAGGUCACGGAGGUCACGGAGGUCACGGAGGUCACGGAGGUGAUUCUUACUCAUCAAAUAGCCACAGCGGUUCUGCUUCUUCUUCAUUCAGUGGUUCUGACUCUUAUUCUUCAAGUGGUGGUUUUUCAGGAUAUCACAAAAAGUAAAAGUCGUAUCGUUGAAUUCUUGAAGCUAUACAAAAAUAAAAGAGAGUCUCAUUACGUGCGUCCAUACAUACAUACAUACAUAAUACGAUGAAUCACUUAACUUGCUAUUGUAAUAUCUUCCUUCCUUUCUUAUUUUCUCUACAGUAUCGAUAUCAAAACCUGAUAUUCAACAAUAAUAAUUAAACAAUAUCGACAACGACUAUUACCAACACCACUUUUCUUCUUGUAUCGGUCUCGACGCAUUGUCAUUAAUACACACUCCUUAUUUUAAGUCAUCAUAUUUUAAUUAAAAUUCUUCCGGUUUUUUAUUUUAUUGUUAUUUAAUUUUACACAGAUGUUAAUGUUUGUUAUCUUAUUAGUAUUAAUUAUAUGUAAAAUAUUUUUUUACCAUUGUACAUAUUUUUUUAGCAAUAA